Messenger RNA from Brassica oleracea var. oleracea, 1008 nucleotides. RefSeq lists its product as uncharacterized. Bases 1 to 1008 code for a protein of 335 amino acids. The record is from RefSeq and is a predicted model, not a curated record. The transcript has a single exon. Lineage: Eukaryota; Viridiplantae; Streptophyta; Magnoliopsida; Brassicales; Brassicaceae.
AUGGUCAAAGACUGGAUUAACAUCCAUAAACCUCUUUUUGAAGCGUUUUUGGAAACGCAUAUCCAUAGUAGUAAUGCAGCCAGAAUAAAUGAUGCUAUACUGGUAGUUUGGAAGUCUUUUGGGAACUACGGGCAUCACAGUUCUGGUCAGAUAAUUGUUGUUUGGGACCCUUCGGUCUCUGUAUUUAUCUACAAGGCUACAGAGCAAGCUGUUACAUAUGGAGUUCACAUUUUGUCGGAGAACAUAAAUCUUACUGUCACGUUUGUGUACGGGUUCAACGUUGUUGGAGAGAGGCAGGCGUUGUGGAAUGAACUAGUUGAGAUAAGUGAUACCCCAGCGUUGCAGAAUUCUACUUGGACCGUCCUUGGAGACUUUAAUAAGAUUUUACGCUUGGCUCACCAUUCGGGUUAUCCGUCUCAUGUGGUUGAUUCAAGUGGUAUGCAGGAGGCUAAUGAGGCUUUGCAAGAUGCGGGAUUGUUUGAGGCUCAAGCAAAAGGAACACCUUUCACGUGGUCGAAUAAUAAUGACCAGGACCCAAUCUCCAAGAGAAUUGAUCACACUCUCGUAAACCAAAUUUGGGCAGAUCAUUUUCGUGAUUCAUAUGCAGAUUUACUCGAGCCGGGGCAAUCUGAUCAUUCGCCGUGCAUAGUCAAGGUUCCAUCAUUGAGGCGACAAAGCAGGAAGCCUUUUAAGUUCUAUCACCAUAUCAUCGAUCACCCUGACUACAACUCUGCUGUUACUGCUGCCUGGAACCCGGGAUCAAUCACAGGCUCUGCCCAAUUCAAACUGGUCAGGACGAUGAAAAUGCUUAAAAAAGAUCUAAGAGGAAUCAACAAGCGGCACUUCAGUGGUAUUAGUGAAAGGGUGAAGGGGCAAUCUGCUAAGGUAGUGGGUUUGCAACGUCAGCUUCUUACUCAACCAAACUCGGCCCUUGCGGGAAAAGAGUACAUGGAGAGAGACAAGCUAAACCUUCUCCUAAAUGCUGAGCAGAAAUUCUUCAGACAUUGA